Molecule: messenger RNA, 1902 nt
Organism: Eruca vesicaria subsp. sativa (arugula)
Lineage: Eukaryota; Viridiplantae; Streptophyta; Magnoliopsida; Brassicales; Brassicaceae
Source: the annotation of a GenBank genome assembly
CAUUAUAUCUCUCUCUUAACCAUUACAGAUCGAGAUGACAGAAAGGUUGGAAGCAAAAGGGAUCUACUUACAAAACGGUAACUGGGAUGAUGGAGACCAUGAUGGUGUAUCAAAGAUAUAUAUAGGAUGUGGAAGUAGAUACAUACAUUGUGUUUAUUUCGAUUACGUCAAGAGUGGAAAAUCAAUAGAAGGAUCAUUCCAUGGUGUGCCAGCUUUUGUGGUUGAGAUUAACCUUCUAGAAAAUGAACAUCUUGAAUCUGUAAGUGGUAUUUACAACAGCAACUAUGGUAUUUAUUCACUUGCAUUCCAAAGUAACUUCAAAACUAUUGGACCUAUAAUGCCUAUGCCUAUGGGAGAGACAAGUUGGGAGGCUUUUACACUAGCAGUCAAAGGGAAGAAGAUCACUGGGUUUCACGGGUCUGCCUAUAAUUCAAUCACCUCUCUUGGAGCAUAUUUCAAUUGGAUAACUCCAACUAGAGUGGAAGCAAAGGGCGGAAAAGGAGGCAAAGCGUGGGAUGAUGGAUAUGAGCAUGAAGAUGUAUCAAUGAUUCAUGUGCGAGGUGGUUAUGGAGGCAUACACUCCAUGCAGUUUACCUAUGUAAGGAAUGGAGAACUGAAAAGAGGGCCACUCCGUGGUAUCUCUACUGGAGGUUACCCAGUGACGUAUGAGCUCAAAGAUGAAUAUCUAGUGUCUGUUGAGGGUUACUAUGAUGAGAAUUCAAGAGUCAUUCAAGGGAUUCAGUUCAGAACUAACACGAGGACACUUGAAAUGAUGGGAUAUCCCAAAGGUAGGAAGUUUACAGUUGCAACCAAUGGAAAUAAGAUAAUUGGGUUUCAUGGAUAUGCAGACAAGAGUGCGCUUAUUUCUAUUGGAGCAUAUUUCACGACUAUUCCUUGUAAAUUGGAAGGUGUAGGUGAUAGUAGUAAACAGGGAUUAAGUUGGGAUGAUGGUUCUGGUUAUGACGGCAUAAGAACUGUGAUUGUUGAUGCAUUUAGAAGUAGUUAUAUAGCAUGUAUCAGGUUCGAGUACGAGAACAGAGGCAAAGAAAUUAAGAAUAAUCGCCGGUGGGGGUCCGUUGAAAGAGAAGAAGAGUUUGUGAUCGAUUAUCCAAAUGAAUUUAUCACGUCUGUGGAGGGGUCAAUAGAUGAAAGAAGCUUUAUUUGUUCGUUGACAAUCAAAACAUCAAAAGGGAGAACAUCUCCGACAUUUGGAGAUGUGAGAUUAGGAAGCAGAUUUGUGCUUGAGAAACCAGGUAAUGUCCUCGUUGGGUUCCAUGGAAAGGUAAAUGAUGGAGCACUUCUUGCUCUAGGAGCAUAUUAUCGCCCCUUCCCUCUACCUCCUGAUACAGAGAAACUAGAAGAAGAAGGUGGCGAUGGAGGAGAUUAUUGGGACGACGGUAAUUCUUUCAUCGGUAUUGGAAAGAUAUACAUUGGACUAACCCAAAACGCUAUAGCUUCUGUCAAGUUUAUGUAUGUCCAACACGAUGAUCGUAUAGUCUUCGGUGAUGAUCAUGGGAGCAAGACCCUAUCCGAUAUCCAAGAGUUCACAAUAGAUGAUCCUACGGAGUAUCUCACAUCAGUGGAGGGUGACUAUGAUGAUAAAUCUGGAGUUAUAACCAUGCUUAGGUUCAUUACCAACAGACCCAACUCAUCUAGGGUUUUUGGAUUCAGUUCAACAUCAAGCUUCACACUCCAUAAGAGUGGACACAAGAUCGUUGGGUUCCAUGGAAGAUCAAGUAACAUGCUUCAUCAACUUGGGGUCCAUGUUCUUCCCAUCAAUUAAAGCUAUUUAAUGAUCUCUUUACCUGUCGUUGCACUACUCGGCUUAGUCAUGUAUACGAUGUUGUUUUGUGUGUCUUCCAACAAUCUCAUUUAAUAAGACAAACUUUUUUAGUUUAUAAG